Habropoda laboriosa is the source of this 600-nucleotide messenger RNA. Its product is annotated as leucine-rich repeat-containing protein 51-like. The transcript is spliced from 2 exons. The record is from RefSeq and is a predicted model, not a curated record. Gene Ontology annotation, molecular function: protein binding. NCBI's taxonomy places the organism in Eukaryota, Metazoa, Arthropoda, Insecta, Hymenoptera, Apidae. Bases 1 to 600 code for a protein of 199 amino acids.
AUGCAUGCUGCUAUUCCUUACGAAAAACUAUUUUCUGAUUACAGACGAAAUGAACGACAAGAGAUGAUGAUAGCUGCUCCGUUAGAUUUAUCAUAUAAGAAAGCGACUACAAUGAAUGAAUUGGCAAGUAAACGUCCACAAGCAGUACGAACGAGUAAAAUUCCGUUACGGACGUCUGCAGAUCGUUUUGUAACAUGUUCUUUAUGGUUAAGCAAUAAUUUAUUAUCUUCAAUGGAUGGAUUCGAACAGCUUGCGCACAAAGUUCUCGAUGAUCCUGUGUAUCUUAGUUGGCUUGAUCUUUCUUUUAACGAAAUAGAAAAAAUUGGAGAUGACAUUACAAACUUUUUGAACUUAAAGAUUUUUUAUUUGCAUGGAAAUAAUAUCUCAGAUAUCAAUGAUGUUGUGAAAUUGAAAAGGUUAAGAAGUCUGAAAUCAUUAACGCUACAUGGAAAUCCGAUUGAAAAUCUUCCAUUUUAUAGAGGAUAUAUCGUUCAUAUACUUCCAAAAUUGUCAGCGUUAGACUUUUCAGCAGUAUUAUCUGCUGAAAGGAAGAAGGCACCACCUGCUGGGUUUUACAAAAUAAUACGCAACAGUACAUGA